Molecule: messenger RNA, 3657 nt
Organism: Calypte anna (Anna's hummingbird)
Lineage: Eukaryota; Metazoa; Chordata; Aves; Apodiformes; Trochilidae
Gene: SLC13A5
Product: solute carrier family 13 member 5
Exons: 12
Coding region: 157-1917 (586 amino acids)
Biological process (GO): monoatomic anion transmembrane transport; citrate transport
Cellular component (GO): membrane
Molecular function (GO): succinate transmembrane transporter activity; citrate transmembrane transporter activity; sodium:dicarboxylate symporter activity
Source: RefSeq, a predicted model, not a curated record
CCCUCGGGGCGCGGGCGGGCCGGUGUCCAUCAGGGUGCGGGCGGGUCGUGUCGCCCCCCGCCAUGUCCCUCCCGCCGCGGCCCCGCCGCCCCGUACUUAAGGCGGUAGCGGCGGGCGCUGCUAUCCUCGCGCCCUGACCGUGUGUCCCCGCAGAAGAUGGCCCCGACCUGCCUGCGGCCCCUGAUGAGGUACCGGUCCUUCGCAAUCCUCUUCCUCACACCGCUGCUGCUGCUGCCAUUGCCGGUCGCUGUACCGACGCGGGAGGCCAAAUGUGCAUAUAUCAUCAUCAUCAUGGCAGUGUACUGGUGCACUGAAGUGAUCCCGCUGGCUGUUACCUCCCUCAUGCCUGUGGUAUUUUUCCCUCUGCUUGGAGUUCAGAGCUCUAAAUUAGUGUGCUUGCAGUACCUAAACGACACAAACAUGCUCUUUCUUGGAGGCCUGAUUGUUGCAAUUUCUGUUGAGCAAUGGAAUCUUCACAAAAGGAUUGCGCUGAGGGUCCUGCUGAUUCUUGGGGUGAAGCCUGCACUCCUCAUGCUGGGAUUUAUGAUAGUCACUGCCUUCCUAUCCAUGUGGAUAAGUAACACAGCCACCACUGCUAUGAUGGUUCCCAUUGUCCAGGCUGUCCUGGAUCAAAUGGACAACACAGAGUAUGAUGUGACCAUGAUGGAACAAGCACCUGGGCAAACAAGUACAGUGGUUGAGUUGGAGGAAAAGAAUGCAGAUCCCACUGUGGUGCAUGUCAUAAGCAAUGGACAAGUCCCUGAUGACCCCAGAUCUUCUGAGGAAAUGAAAAUGAGGAAGCAUAUAUGUAAGGGAAUGACACUCUGUGUAUGCUAUGCUGCCAGCAUUGGGGGAACUGCAACACUCACUGGAACAGGACCAAACAUGGUAUUGAAAGGCCAGAUGAAUCAGCUGUACCCCAACAAUAAUGAUGUUGUGAAUUUUGCUUCCUGGUUUGGGUUUGCAUUCCCAAAUAUGAUUCUGAUGUUGGUGUUAGCUUGGCUUUGGCUACAGUGCUCCUUCAUGGGACUCAACUUUAAAAAAAGCUGGGGCUGUGGGACAGAGAGAACUGCUAAAGAAAAAGCUGCAUACAACGUGCUGAAGGCAGAAAUGAAGAAAUUAGGCCCAAUCUCUUAUGCUGAAUUCAAUGUCCUCCUAAUGUUUAUUUUGCUGGUUCUCUUAUGGUUUUCCAGACACCCCGGCUUUGUAAAGGGCUGGGCCACCAGGCUCUUCCCAGAAGGAGAAAAGUAUAUCACUGAUUCUGCUCCUGCUGUGUUUAUUGCCCUUCUACUGUUUGUCCUUCCUGCCAAUAAACCCAAAUUCAUAAGCUGGAAUCCAAGUGCGUCUGACCCUGAACAGCCUGAAGAAGAUAUAAAAAAGGCAUUUUUAUCAGCCCCGCUGCUAGACUGGAAUGUGGUUCAGAGGAAGAUGCCCUGGAGCAUUGUGCUGCUGCUGGGAGGAGGUUUUGCUUUGGCUGAUGCAAGUGCAAACUCUGGGCUCUCAGCUUGGCUGGGUCAUCAAAUGACUCCACUAGGAUCUAUCCCACCGUGGGCCAUUGCAACAGUACUUUCACUUAUUAUAGCUGUCUUCACUGAAUGCACCAGUAAUGUUGCCACAGCCACCCUCUUCCUACCUGUCUUUUCAUCCAUGGCUGCAUCUGUCAAGAUCCAUCCUUUGUAUGUUAUGCUGCCUGGUACUCUCAGUGCUUCCUUUGCCUUCAUGCUACCUGUUGCAACACCACCAAAUGCAAUAGUGUUUUCCUAUGGUCACAUCCGUGUUUUGGAUAUGGUUAGAUCUGGAAUAGUGAUGAACAUCAUUGGAGUCUUCUGUGUCACAUUGGCCAUCAACACAUGGGGAAGACCUAUGUUUGAAUUGGACACAUUCCCAACCUGGGCAAACAGCACAAUGAACCAGUGAGAAGUGAAGAAUUCAUGUGUUAAACAAGGAAAGGACCCUUAAAAUUACUCCCUGUUGCCUGAAGCCCUAUAUAGAGUCUCAUCACCACUUCAUAUCAAGUGUCAGGUGUUCACUACCAUGUGGGAGUCACGCAUAAGUUGUUCAGGCAAGAACCAACACAAAUUUAUCCUGUCAUACUGGAGCCAGAAUUGCUGUUUAAUUACACAACCCUAAGGAUCAUGUGCCCAGAUCAUUAGAGUGAUCAGGUGAUCCAUUAGACCUCCAAUCAGGAUCGAGAUUCAGAAUUCAUCAAACUUUAAAUAAAGACGGGGCAGACUUUUGUAUCAGAUGGUUUGAACUGUUGUGUUACUGAUGUGCACUUCUAAAUCAUUAUUAUUGAACACUGCAUCUGGCAAGGGCUGAAAUUUCAUUAACUUCCUUAUAUCCAUAAGUCAGCAUCUGUACAGAGAAACCCUCUUGCCACUUGUCUAGUGAAAGAAGGGGCAUGUUAUGUUACGUUACAUUACGUUAUGCUAUGCUAUGCUAUACUAUGCUAUUCUAUGUUAUGUUUUAAUGUGGCCUCAGCCACAUGGUGGAAUCCUUCCAAGUCAACAUCCAACACAUUUUCAGUUGCUUUGUUUUCACUCCCAAGUCUCAAUGCACUUACGACACCCUUACUGAGGGUUGAGAUAAUGUAAUUCCAUGGUCGUCAUGGUUUAGUUGAAGUCUUGGGCAAUGAUGGCUUUGUGUUUCUUGCACUGAGGCACUGGCAUGGCCAGGAGCCUUCCCUCUGUCCGCCACAGGAUGUGGUUUCACAUACCAGCCAGUGUUUUGUUAGUGGAAGCCUGAAAAUGAACAGUGGCCUAUAGGACUUCACACUCAUUAUGAAAAUUUCUAGAUUAGCCCCUGAUUUGCUUUACUAAUUAACUAUGGAAUUUUCAAAUAGAGACAAGGCUCUAAUUGAAGUCCUUGUAAAAAUUUAGGGGCCUGGAUAUUUGGUCUUGUGCUGGCUUACAGACUUGGCAGUUGUCUUCUCUACUUUGGAAUUCAGGUCUUGUGAGAAAAGUGUUUUGUAGCACCUGUUUAUCUAAUUUAUGAAGCAGAAGUAGUUUAUAGAAAGAUUGGUAUUGGAUUAUGUGUGUUUUGUUGGUGGCACAUGGAUGCUUUUCAUUCAGCCUCUGGAGAUGAAGCUGAGUGGGAGGUAAGGCAGUGUGUUACAGUGGAGAGAUCUGUGAGCAUGACCUGAGUUCUUCUCCUGCAGUUUUUGUGCAGCCUCAUGCAUGCCAGUUCAUCUCUUUUUGCCUCAGUUUCCCAUCUUGAAGAAGAUGUCAUGGUACUUAACCUGCCUCACAAGAAUGUUGAGAGGACACAAAGGUCAGAUUCUGUGCCCAUGUUGAUUCUCCACCUUAUGAUGGGGGGUACAAGGUAGAAGGAGUUACAGAAUCAGAAUUCUGGCCAGAAGAUCUGUACUCCAGCAUAGCGGUGUGUGUAGGAUGUUUAAUAGUUUUGUUAUUAACAUGAAUGUUUGUUAUAGAAAUGGAAAUUCUUCAUUUUUGCCUUCAAAAGUGAGGAAAGUAUUACGCAUGAAAUGACAAGGUGCUUUUCUGAGCAGAAAACUACUUCAAGAAUGAUUUUAUUUUUGUGCCUUUAUCUUCUGUGCUCUUUCAAGGUUCUGGGCACCAUAAACUCACCACCCACUGUUGUUCCCAGGCACCUCCAAUGGCACGCAACCCUGUCUACCCAGCUGGCUGCGUGUGGUGC